Messenger RNA from Echinostoma caproni, 765 nucleotides. NCBI's taxonomy places the organism in Eukaryota, Metazoa, Platyhelminthes, Trematoda, Plagiorchiida, Echinostomatidae. The record is from the annotation of a GenBank genome assembly.
AUGGUGUCGCGGGCAGGAUCAAAGAUCCGCAAGCCGACUGCACGGGAGCUGAAGGACAGCAAAUUGCCGUGUCCCAGCCCUAGCAACUCCGAUAAUGUGGUUGACAAUAUUGUAAAAAAUGAUACUCGCCAGCGAUGCGCUCAAUCUGAAUCUUACUCCGCCGUUACCUCCACCAGAGAAGUUCACCGCGGGCUGCAACUACCCACGAUGGAACUCCAAGCCUCUGCUUACAUCCAAAGGUUCCCAAAGGAAGAGCAAAGUGUUGCCCUGCUGGGUUUGCUGACCAGAGACGCUGCAGAUCGCGCAUUCCAGGCCAAUGUCUUCGAUGGUGAUGACCUGGAAGCCACGUUCGCCCAGUUACGUGAGCUGCUGGACACGCCGCUUCAUCCUGUCGAAUAUCAGACGCAGUUCCACGCGAUGCGCCAGGAUAUGGGUGAGACCACCGAAGCGUACGCGUAUCGCGUGAGGCAGCUGGUGGCGAAAGCGUUUCCGGGGGACACCAGCGAGGGGCAGGAGCGCAGCGCAAUGGAACGCUUUGUCGAAGGGGUAGCCAACCAUUCCGUGAAGAACAGGCUGAUUACGAAACCCCAAGAAAGCUUUAAUGAGACCGUGUUACUGGUGCGGGUGACAGAGAAGCUCCAGCGGGCCGUUCAAAAACCGGACGCACAAUGUUGGGCCAUUUCCCAACAGCAGCCACCCCAACGGACAAACCCAUGGGCGUGGAGACCGUAUCGUCAACCAGUGGCCGGGCGCCCUUAUUCCUGA